CGCAUGCGCGGGCCGGCGGCGCUGGGGUUCCUUGUCUGCGCCCCCCUUCCCGGCGCCCGCGCAGGCGCAGAGCGGUAACGGAGGGGGCGGUCGGGCGCGUUCCGUUGGCAGCAGCCGGUUCCUGUCAGCGGCGGCGGCGGGUGGCGGCGGUGCCCGGUCCCCGACGGCGAGCGGAGUCCCCCCCCGCCCGGCCUGGCCCGACCCAGCCCGAUUGGCGGCCCCGACGUGCGGAGCGCCGCGCUCUCGCCUGCCGGUGUCUCCCCUCCCCACCCCGGGGCGGCGGAGGCAGCAGCGCCCCCCUCCCGGCCCGGCCCCCCCCUCCUCCCGCCGCCCCCCUCGCCCCUGCCGGGCCGCGGAGCUGCGAUGCCCUCGGACUUCAUCUCUCUGCUCAGCGCCGACCUCGACCUCGAGUCCCCCAAGUCCCUCUACUCCAAGGAAUCUGUCUAUGACCUUCUCCCAAAGGAGCUGCAGCUACCACCUUCCAGAGAAACAUCUGUAGCAUCCAUGAGCCAAACAAGCGGUGGCGAGGCAGGUUCGCCGCCUCCAGCUGUAGUCGCUGCUGAUGCUUCUUCAGCUCCUUCCUCUUCCUCCAUGGGCGGUGCUUGCAGCUCCUUUACCACCUCUUCCAGUCCUACCAUUUACUCUACCUCAGUCACCGACAGCAAGGCUAUGCAAGUGGAGAGCUGCUCCUCAGCCGUGGGGGUAAGUAACAGAGGGGUAAGUGAAAAGCAGUUAACCAGUAACGCAGUCCAGCAGCAGCAGUCAACGCCGAAGAGACACACAGUCCUGUACAUCUCGCCACCACCUGAGGACUUGCUGGACAACAGUCGGAUGUCCUGCCAGGAUGAGGGCUGUGGAUUGGAGUCAGAACAGAGCUGCAGUAUGUGGAUGGAGGAUUCACCCUCCAACUUCAGUAACAUGAGUACCAGUUCCUACAAUGAUAACACUGAGGUGCCACGUAAAUCACGCAAACGAAAUCCAAAGCAGAGGCCAGGGAUCAAACGUCGAGAUUGUGAAGAGUCCAACAUGGAUAUAUUUGAUGCCGACAGUGCCAAAGCUCCUCACUAUGUCCUUUCUCAGCUCAGCACGGACAGCAAAGGCAACUCAAAAGCAGGAAAUGGAGCAUCAGAGAACCAGAAAGGAGCUGGCGGGAAGAAGACCCCAAUGUUGUGUGGUCAGUAUCCGACUAAGAGUGAGGGGAAGGAGCUGAAGAUAGUGGUACAGCCGGAAACCCAGCACAGGGCUCGUUAUCUGACUGAAGGCAGCCGAGGCUCAGUCAAAGACCGGACACAGCAAGGCUUUCCAACUGUAAAGCUGGAAGGUCACAACGAGCCAGUGAUGCUGCAGGUAUUCGUGGGCAACGACUCCGGGCGAGUGAAGCCCCACGGGUUCUACCAGGCCUGCAGAGUUACUGGGAGAAACACUACUCCCUGUAAAGAAGUGGACAUAGAGGGAACUACUGUUAUUGAGGUCGGACUGGACCCAAGCAACAAUAUGACACUUGCGGUUGAUUGCGUGGGAAUACUGAAGCUGAGAAACGCUGAUGUUGAAGCUAGGAUAGGGAUUGCUGGUUCCAAGAAAAAAAGCACACGUGCUAGGCUGGUAUUUCGUGUUAACAUCACUCGCAAAGAUGGUUCAACUUUGACUCUUCAGACACCUUCUUCCCCAAUUUUGUGCACUCAACCAGCAGGAGUUCCGGAGAUCCUAAAGAAAAGUCUGCACAGUUGUUCGGUGAAGGGCGAAGAGGAGGUUUUUCUGAUUGGCAAGAACUUUCUAAAGGGAACAAAAGUGAUUUUCCAAGAGAACGUUUCUGAUGAGAAUUCUUGGAAGGCAGAAGCCGAAAUAGACAUGGAAUUAUUUCAUCAGAAUCACCUUAUUGUGAAGGUGCCACCAUAUCAUGACCAGCAAAUAACCUCAGCUGUUUCUGUGGGAAUAUAUGUGGUGACCAAUGCUGGAAGAUCGCACGAUGUGCAACCAUUUACGUACACUCCAGAUACAUCUGGUACUCUGAAUGUUAAAGUGAAGAAGGAAAUCUCCAGCCCAGCCCAACAUUGUUCUUUUGAAGAGGCUAUAAAAGCAGUGAAGGCCACUGGUUGUAACCUGGAGAAGGUAAACAUUCUUCCUAGUGCCUUGAUAACUCCACUCAUGCCAAGCAGUAUGAUUAAGAAUGAAGAUGUGGCUCCAAUGGAAGUAAGUGCAGAGAAGAGAUCUCCCCCUGUCUUCAAGGCUUCAAGUGUGGUUGGACCAACUCAACAAACAUUGGACAACAGUAUGUCCAGCAUAUCAACUUCUGCUUCCCAUUUACCUUCUGAAAAUGAAAACCAGCAACAAAUACAGCCGAAGGUGUUUAAUCCAGAGUCACUAACUACUAUCCAAACACAGGACAUUUCCCAGCCUGGUAGCUUUUCAGCGGUCUCUACUCCGGGUCAGCUGCAGAACAGUGAUGCAUUACUGCAGCAAGCUGCACAGUUCCAAACAAGAGAUUCCCAAACCAGGGAGGUCUUGCAAUCGGAUGGCACAGUAGUCACUUUGUCACAAUUAACUGACGCAUCACAACAACAACAGUCUACGCUCUCAGAACCAGCACAGGCAUUGCAGCAACAGAUUUCAUCAAGUAUUUUCUCAUCAGCAAGCGGCGUGAGUCAGUUACAGAACACUAUACAGCAACUGCAAGCUGGAAAUUUUCCGACUAACACUGCCACGGGCAGCAAUAGAAACGUUGACUUGGUGCAGCAGGUAUUGGAAGCUCAGCAGCAGUUAUCUUCUGUUUUAUUUUCUGGUUCAGACAGCAGUGAGGAUGUUCAAGAUCAGCUAAACGCAGAUAUCUUUCAGCAAGUUAGCCAGAUACAAAAUAGUGUCAGUUCUGGGAUAUUUUCCUCAUCAGACACGGCUGUCCAUUCCAGACCAGAGAACCUUUUGCCUGGACGAGCUGAAAAUGUUCACUCACAGCCUGAAAACGCAUUGUCCAAUCAACAGCAACAACAGCAGCAGCAGCAGCAGCAGGCGAUGGAGACUUCUGCAGCAAUGGUGAUAGGAAUCCAACAAAACAUUUGCCAAGCUGCAACACAGAUGCAGUCCGAUUUGUUCUCUUCAACAACUUCAGGGAACGGAGCCCUCCAGCAGUCACCUGUUUACCAGCAGGCUUCUCACAUAAUGAGUGGGUUAUCAACAAGCGAAGACAUGCAAAUGCAGUGUGAAUUAUUCUCUUCAUCUCCUGGUGUUUCUGGAAGUGAGACCACUCCUACUGCUCAGCAGCAGGUCUCCAACAACGGACCGACUAUGUUUCAGGCAUCAAAUUCUGCAGAUGGAGAAGAAGCUUCAGGUCAGGGUAAACAGAUGCAAAGUACCGUAUUUCAGACCAUGGUUCAAAUGCAGCACAGUGGAGAAAGUCAAUCUCAAGUUAAUCUCUUUUCAUCUACCAAAAACAUGAUGACUGUUCAAGCAAGUGGAACUCAACAACAAGGAGGUGGUCUGUUCCAGCAAGGCGGAGAAAUCAUGUCUAUUCAGUCGGGAAGCUUCAUGCAGCAGUCUCCACAUUCACAAGCUCAGCUUUUUCACUCGCAGAAUCCUAUUGGUGAUGCUCAAAAUAUAUCACAGGAAGCACAAGGCUCCAUCUUUCGCAGUCCGAAUUCCAUUGUCCACAACCAGACCAGUACUAAUUCCUCAGAUCAAUUGCAGCCUCCAAUGUUCCACUCGCAGAACACCAUGAGUGUAUUACAGAGCUCUUCAGUUCCUCAAGACCAGCAGUCUGCUAACAUGUUCCUUUCCCAGAGUUCAAUGAACAACCCUGCAACUCAGGAGGAACAGAUGUCGUUCUUUACAAGCGCAAAUUCCAUUUCUCCUCUUCAGACAGCAGCAAACACUGAACAGCAGACUUCUUUCCCACAGCAGACGCAGAUAUCUCACAUCCAGAGUUCUAUGCUUCCCCAAGAACAGCCCCAGACUCAGCCUGCUCAGCAAGGUUUGUUUCAGUCUCAAGUGUCAUUAGGCUCCAUCCAGUCCAGUUCAAUUCCCCAGAACCAACAAGGAGCCAUCUUCCAGCCUCAGCAUUCGAUAGUUGCUAUGCAGAGCAGCCCUCCGUCUCAAGAACAGCAGCAGCAGCAACAGCAGAACAUGAUGUUCAGUAAUCAAAACACAAUGAGUACAAUUGCGUCUCAAAAGCAGAACAUGAUUUUCAAUCCAAAUCAAAACCCAGUUACCAAUCAGGAGCAACAAGGCCAGUCCAUUUUUCAUCCCCAGACUAACAUGGCAUCAAUGAACCAGGAGCAGCAGCCCAUGCAAUUCCAGAGUCAGACUACAGUGUCUUCUCUUCAGAAUCCUGGAUCCAACCAGGCUGAAGCACAGCAGCCAGCCAUCUUCCAUAACUCACCCCAGAUUCAGUUGGUCCAAGGGUCACCAAGUUCUCAAGAGCAACAAGUCACCCUCUUCAUCUCUUCAGCUUCCAUGUCUGCCUUGCAGAAUACGAUGAGCCAGCAAGAGCUGCAGCAGUCUCCGCUGUACUCUUCUCAAAACAGCAUGGCGGGAAUGCAAGGAACUGCUUCUCCUCCACAGCAACAGGCUUCUUUAUUUCACAACACGGCAGGAGGUGCUAUCAACCAGCUGCAGAAUUCUCCUGCCUCAUCUCAGCAAACAUCAGGAAUAUUCCUGUUCGGCAUUCAAAACAACUGUGGGCAGCUGCUAACUUCUGGACCAGCUACGUUGCCGGAUGAGUUGAUGGCUAUAAGUCAGCCAGGUCAGCCACAGAGUGAGGGACAAGCGGCAGUGCCAACGCUUCUCUCCCAGCAGAUAUCUGAGACUCCUCCGCUACCGUCAGCUAUGGCAACCAAUCAGAAUAUUGAGAAAAUAGAUGAUCUGCUUGUGUCGUUACAAAACCAGGGGAACAAUAUGGCUGGCUCGUUUUAAUUAGUCAAAAAUUCUGUGAAGAAAAAAAGUGACGAUUUCCCAGAUCCUCGCAGACCUUCCGACCCUGGAUUAGGCUGUGCGGAACUGAUUGCUUCUGUCAAAAAGUGGCCCUCCUCUCUAAAGAGCACACCCGUGGGCAAUCGCAGUGUCUAGCACCUAAAGCUGUGGCCAUAGUGUUUGGGAUUUGUAGUGCCAAUAAUGCUGAAGAGCUAUGCUUUGUUUUACUAGGGCAUGGGACUGUACUGUUACUAGAUUCCUAACCCUCGUUGACAGUGGGGUGCUCUUUCAAUUUAAAGCAUAUCUGGUCAGUUAUUAUUGUUGUUAGAAGGUAAUACCCGUUACCACGUUUACUCUUUUUUCCUCCUCUUCCUUCUUCACAUCCCCUGUUUUGACUAGCAGAGCUUGUGAAGCAGAAACAUCAAAUGCCUGUGACAUGAGCUCGUAGCUGUCAGCAAGUGAAGGGAUCGCAGGUUUCGCAGUUGAGUGGGAGAGCUCAUGCUGCGAUUUGUUAAUUGCAGUAGGUGGCAAUGAAAAAUAUUGGUAACUGUAAUAAACAAGCGGAGAAUUGCUUGCUGCUGUAGAUAGCCAGAGGUGGGUGCUUCCCAGCGGAGAAUGUGAUUAACGGUUUUCCGUGUCUCUUACGUGUAACUGUACAUAGAGCAAGGGUUUGGUGGCUCUAACAAAAUGAAGAAACGAAGGGGAACUUUCAGUUAAAUUGUGCUCUUCAAAUCUUAUCCUCUAAAAUACCUUCAGCGUGAAAGGAACAUUCUGCCUGGCCGAGGAAAGAGCUGCUCUGUGUCUCUCACUCUGCCUGUGUGGGUUAGAGCUCUGUAAAGCUGCGUGAGCCACUCGCGACCCAGCCUUCUCCCUGUCCUUCUGUUCAUGGUUUUCCUUCCCUCUCAUCAGUUUCACGUUGCGUUUUUUAAAAAGACAUAGUAUCCUACUGGCUUUAAAGAUCAGAAGCGGCUUUUAGGAAUCCAUGGCAUUAAAUUGCUUAGUCAGGAGAAGCUUUGACAAAUAAUCAAGGAUUAAGCAGAAAGAGGAAGCAAUUUCUCCACCACCUUCUCAAUGCGGGAAUCCCCCUUAACCAGUCAUUUUCCAGCUGUUACUGAUGUAAAUCUUCAGCUUGACUUUACUCCAAGGAGGGGGCAAGUUACAGCAUUUCUAAGCGUUCUCGAAAAUUUCACUUCAUCCUGAGCUGUUGCGUCUUUGUAGCAUAUUAAGCUCAUUGCAGUUUUGAAGUGAUUUUUUUUUUAAAUACCUACAGUCCCCAAAUCUGGUUUCUAGAUUGUCAUGUCUCAAUGAAAAAAAAAAAAAAAAGAAAAAAAAUUGACUGAUGUUACAGAAUGUAAAAACAACCCACUCCAGCCCAUGCAGUUGUAUUGUGAGGCAUGUGAAUUUUUGGGUGCUCCAACUAUCCGGACAGUUUGGUGAUAUCUCACUCCAGCCUCAUCCCGCUGGGUGUUUCUUCUCCUGCAGGUGGAAGGCUGUUGCUGCAGUUAGAGCCAAACAGCUGUCACGUAUGGCUAUUAUGCCUCGGUAGCGUGUAGUUGGUAUCAUGUCAUUUUUUUCAUUUUUGUUAUUUUAAAUAACAAAGAAUAGUCUGUAAAUGGUUUUUCAGUUACUCUAGUCUGUUUACUGUGUGUUUUUUCCCUUAACUUGUGUGCGUAGUUGAGCCGUGUAGAGUUUUUGUUUGUUUUAAUGGUUUUUUCCUGUUUGUCAGUCUGUCAUAACGUUCACUUCUCUUUCUGUCUCUCUCUUUCUCUCUCUCAUUGAGAGGCAUUGAAUUACGUUUUCAGUAGUAAGGCUUCUUGCCGAUAUGAAGGGAACUUUUCAGAAAGAGACCUGCUCUGGGUCAUUUAAUUUUGAAUACAGUUUUCAAUCGUUCAAGUUUUGGAUGGUUUAUAUCUAAUGUGUGUUUCAUUUUUUUGGAAAGCUAUAUUUUGUAUUUAGGAAAUGGUAUACUAUUUUGCUAUUUGUACUGAGUGAGUACAUUGGCAUAAAUAUAAAAAUUUAUAUAUAUACAUAUAUAUAAAAUAUUCUUUUUGCCACACAUUUUUGUGGUAAAUUUGUGAGUUUGUCUGAUGUUCUACCACAACGUGGCGUCUGAUAACAGUGGGGUGGGGUGGGGUUUGUUAUGUCUUUAUUGAGUAUUUAAGUACUUUUUGCAACAUAAACGACUUGUUCAUCUCUCGCCAUUCCAUCAGGCAAUCGAUUGUUCCGGCUGGCUAUGAGAAGCUUCACUGUGUGUUUUGAUGUGUCUGUCACUCAGCAAUACGACCUAGCGAGGAAACCCGUAGGCAUUUAGGCGUAUAGAUAUAACGGGGUUUCAUUCAGAAUGAGCCAUUCAGCUUUUAUCCACUAUCAUUGUCUAUUUAAUAUUUUAUUAUUAGCGCCUCUGUGUUUUAACUCUUAAUUUAUGAUUACGCUAAAAUGUUUAAAAUUUUAAUCAUGAUAAAAAGAAUUCCCUGCUUCAUAAUGUCCAGAGCUGCUUUAUAACCCUCAACCGUUCUUUUUCUUUCCGUGAUUUUUUUUUUUUCCUGCUAAGACAAAAUAUUAACAAAAUCCUGUAAUGGUUCAUGACAUGAAAACAGCGAUCUUGCAGCAUUGACUAAAUGCUACAUGAGGCUAUGUAGAAGAGUGCGAAUUACGGACCGAAACAACUUCCAGAUGGUGGUGGAAGUCGAUAGCCAGUGAUUCACAAAUGAACUGGUGGCUUUUGCAGGAUGGCAGUCCCAGGACAAGCUGUCGGGUGUCACCUGGGGCCUUCAUACACAGAAGUAAUAGGAAUGAUGCGUUCACUUGUGUGCUGCUUCAGUUUGUUCCCGUGUUCCCAAGGGGUGUAUCCUUACGUUGAAGUGCUGUUGUUCAGUGCCAAGUCACCAGGGACCAAUUCUCCAUUUAACAAGAUGAGUGUCCAAAACCAGAGAACUUCAUACCGAGACUGCUACAGCUCCAGGGCAAGGGUAUGUUCGAAUUGUGUGCGUAUUUUCGGUCGCUUGUGAAGAGAAGAGAAAAAAAACAACAACAAUUGUAAAAAAAUAAAUUAAAAAAAAAAAAGGGCUGUGCUAUCACAUUUUUCACUUCGGGAUAACACCUUUUCCUGUGUUAAAUUUCUCUUGUUCAUUUUAGGUCAAUGUUUAAAUGUGUACAACACUUUGAACAUGUAAUUUGGUUACAAAAAGUAUUUGUCUUCUGAAGGAAGAGGUCGCUCAGCGGUUGAUCAGUGCUUGAACUGCUGCUUGCAAACAGCUGUUACGGAGGAUAAAGAGGGGUUUGAGAAGCCAAUAAAGAGCUUAAAGCCAGGCUGCGGGAUUCCAUGGCAGAAAGACCCGAGAACAGCGUGAGCCACACUUGUGUUUCAUCAGAGUCCUGAACAUUUGCGAUCUAAACAGUUGAUAUUGAUAAUUGGAGCUUACUCUGCUUUUUUUUUUCCUUUUUUUCGCCCCCAUCCCUGUGUUUGCUCCUCGGCACGCUCACACCGGUGCCUGUGAGUGGGCGGAGAGCUUUCCUGCGGAGGUGAGGUGGGGGUAUCGGCUCUAAGUCCAUUUUGGUUGAGAAAGUUAGAAGAUACUGAGACAUAAGUCUGUAUAAAUUUGAAGUUCCUGACAUUAUCAUAAAGGGGAAGUUAAUAUCGUAUCCACGAAGCAGCAAUUAAGUUUCGAAGACAUUGCUAGGUGACAAAGGAACAACUGCAGAGCUGCGUUGCUGGGAUGGAUUUUCCGUCUCUUUUCUGCUGCUUGAGCUCGCUUUAAAGAACUGUUAAGUGCGAGCCUGUGUAGGUGCGGGCUGUGCUCUCCGGCUGCGUGGGCCUCUGCGGCACCGUGCUCCGCGCUCUGCACGGCGUCCCUGGGACGUGGUGGUUACAGACAGCGACUUCUUGGCACAGGUUAAAACCCCGGCAGAGGGACCUGCUGGCCACCGGUGGGGCCGUCUGCGCACGCUCUCUGGUCCGUGUGUACGCUCUCUGUGUGUGUGUGU
Molecule: messenger RNA, 8883 nt
Organism: Chroicocephalus ridibundus (black-headed gull)
Lineage: Eukaryota; Metazoa; Chordata; Aves; Charadriiformes; Laridae
Gene: NFAT5
Product: nuclear factor of activated T cells 5
Exons: 14
Coding region: 364-4902 (1512 amino acids)
Biological process (GO): regulation of transcription by RNA polymerase II; calcineurin-NFAT signaling cascade; cytokine production
Cellular component (GO): transcription regulator complex
Molecular function (GO): DNA-binding transcription factor activity, RNA polymerase II-specific; transcription factor binding; RNA polymerase II cis-regulatory region sequence-specific DNA binding
Source: RefSeq, a predicted model, not a curated record